Setaria italica (foxtail millet) is the source of this 2193-nucleotide messenger RNA. Its product is annotated as cationic amino acid transporter 6, chloroplastic. Lineage: Eukaryota; Viridiplantae; Streptophyta; Magnoliopsida; Poales; Poaceae. Gene Ontology annotation, cellular component: plasma membrane. The transcript is spliced from 5 exons. Bases 108 to 1886 code for a protein of 592 amino acids. Gene Ontology annotation, molecular function: amino acid transmembrane transporter activity. The record is from RefSeq and is a predicted model, not a curated record. Gene Ontology annotation, biological process: amino acid transport; transmembrane transport.
CCUACCGUCUCCACUCUCUCUGUUCGCCACUCUCCAGCCCGCCGCCCGAUCCCCGCGAAACCACCGCACCACGCCCCCCCCGCCCCUUCCACCUGCCCCGCGCCGCCAUGGACAAGGCCGCGCUGGUGGCCGAUUCCGACGGCGCCGCGACCGCCGGUGGCUCGUUCGCCAGCCUGCGCGCGUACGGCCGCGCGCUGGCGCAGACGCCGCGGCGCCUGGCGCGUCGCGCGUGCGCGGCGUCGGCGCCCGGCGAGGAGAUGAGCCGCGUCCGGGCGCGCUCCGGCCCCCGCAUGGCGCGCGCGCUGCGGUGGUGGGACCUCGUCGGGCUCGGCCUCGGCGGCAUGGUCGGCGCCGGCGUGUUCGUAACCACGGGCCGCGCCACGCGCCUCUACGCGGGGCCCGGCGUCGUCGUCUCCUACGCCAUUGCCGGGCUCUGCGCGCUGCUCUCCGCCUUCUGCUACACCGAGUUCGCCGUCGACAUGCCCGUCGCCGGCGGCGCCUUCAGCUACCUCCGUGUCACCUUCGGGGAGUUGGCGGCGUUCCUGACGGGGGCGAACCUGAUCAUGGAGUACGUCUUCUCGAACGCGGCGGUGGCGCGGAGCUUGACGGCGUACCUGGGCACGGCGGUCGGCGUGGACGCGCCCAGCAAGUGGCGGAUCGCCGUGCCAGGCCUGCCGGAGGGGUUCAACCAGGUGGACCUCAUCGCCGUCGGCGUCAUCCUCCUUAUUUCCGUCUGCAUCUGCUACAGCACCAAGGAGAGCUCGGUGGUGAACCUGGUCCUGACGGGCGUGCACGUGGCGUUCAUCCUCUUCGUCAUCGUGAUGGGCUUCAAGCACGGCGACAAGCGCAACCUGACCCACCCCGCGGACCCAUCCCGCAACCCCGGCGGCUUCUUCCCGCACGGCGCAGCCGGGGUGUUCAACGGCGCGGCGGCGGUGUACUUGAGCUACAUCGGCUACGACGCCGUGUCCACCAUGGCCGAGGAGGUGGAGCGGCCCGCGCGCGACAUCCCUGCCGGCGUCUCCGGCUCCGUCGUCGUCGUCACCGCGCUCUACUGCCUCAUGGCCGCAUCCAUGUCCAUGCUCCUCCCCUACGACGCGAUCGACCCGGAGGCGCCGUUCUCGGGGGCGUUCAAGGGGAUGAAAGGGAAGGCGUGGGUGUCCAACGUCAUCGGCGCCGGCGCGAGCCUCGGCAUCCUGACGUCGCUGAUGGUGGCGAUGCUGGGGCAGGCCCGUUACCUCUGCGUCAUCGGCCGCUCCGGCGUCAUGCCGGCCUGGCUCGCCAGGGUGCACCCCCGCACAGCCACCCCCGUCAACGCCUCCGCCUUCCUCGGACUGUUCACGGCGGCGCUGGCGCUGUUCACGGAGCUGGACGUGCUCCUGAACCUCGUCUCCAUCGGCACGCUCUUCGUCUUCUACAUGGUGGCCAACGCCGUCGUGUACCGCCGCUACGUCGGCGACUCGGACAACUCCGAUAGCAGCAGGAGGGCGUGGCCGGCGCUGGCGUUCCUGGGCGCCUUCUCCCUGAUCGCGCUCUCCUUCACGCUGCUGUGGCAGUUCGUCCCCGCCGGCGGCGCGAGGGCGGGGCUCCUGGCGGCGUGCGCGGCGGCGGCCGUGGCCGCGGUGGCGGCGUUCCAUGCGCUGGUGCCGCAGGCCCGCGCCCCCGAGCUGUGGGGCGUGCCCGGGAUGCCGUGGGUGCCCGCGGCGUCCGUGUUCCUCAACGUCUUCCUCCUGGGGUCGCUGGACCGGCCCUCCUACGUCCGCUUCGGGUUCUUCUCGGCCGCCGCCGUGCUCGUGUACGUGCUCUACAGCGUGCACGCCAGCCACGACGCCGAGGAGGGCGGCGGCGGCGGCGCCAAGGUGCUGGACGAAGGGUGCAAGGUCUAGCAGUAGCAGAACGGGUGGCAUAGGCAGAGUGCUCACUCUGCUCUCUACUGAUGUAGUAGCACCUUUUCUAGAUUUUCUUUAUUACGUUAUUAUGCUAAUGGCCAUCAAGUCAUUGCAUCAGGCAAAAAAAAAACUAACAGCGGAAGAAAUUAAAAUAGAGAGAGAGAGUAUCGGGUGUCACUGUAAUUUGCAAGAUGAAAUGUACAUAUUCUGUUUCUCCUCUUGCUAAGACACUGUUGAGACUCCUCUUGACGCAUGUCAACGUUAUGGGGUCUGUUCGCUUCAACUUAUUCAGCUGGUCACCAAA